Cuscuta epithymum is the source of this 1017-nucleotide messenger RNA. The record is from the annotation of a GenBank genome assembly. Lineage: Eukaryota; Viridiplantae; Streptophyta; Magnoliopsida; Solanales; Convolvulaceae.
AAGUGCUUUUGUUUUGUGCUUGCAAAAGUAAUUGAAGUUGAUACUCUUGGCGGUUGGUUUUAUAAAGCAUGCUAUAAAUGCCGGAAAAAAGUUGUUCCAAACGGGGAAAAAUUUUAUUGUGAAGGUGUUAAUUGCAAGAAGCAGGUUCUUGCAGUUCCCAGAUUUAGGGUGAACCUUAAUGUUAUUGACCACACCGGAUCAUGUACAUUGGUGGCGUUUGAUAAUGUCGUCUCCAAGUUCAUCGGAAGAUCUGCUAAGGAAUUGGUUGAAUCCAUCAAUGAGGAGAAUGUUUCUGAUUAUCAUCCUCCUGAAUUUGACGCGCUACUUGAUCAAACUUUAUUGUUCAAGAUUGAAGUUACCAGUAUGAACAUUGAUCACGGCUGGGGGAACUACACAAUUAGUUGUCUGUAUAAUGAUGAAGUCAAGCUUGAGGAGUUUCGGAGGUUUCACUCUCUUAAGGUUUCUGGAGAGUGUAUUGAUGACUCAUGUACUUCGUCACUAGCAAAGGGACAAGAAUCCAUCAAUCAAACAGAAGAGGUUGACUCUAAUAAGAAUUUUGGUGUGAUAGAAGUGGAUAACAGUUUGAGUGAUAAAGAGAUUGGUGAUAAUGAACAUACUCCGUCCACCAAAGCCACAGGAAAAAGAAUCAGGGAUGGAGCAGAGAAUGAAAAUCAGAGUGAAGAUUAUGAGUCUCAGACAUCUACCAGCAAGCUAAAGAGGAUUGCACAAGUCAAACAGGAGCCAAUGGAUUGAGUGGAUUCAUGAACUUAAAAUGAAUUUGAUACAUUUCUUUUACAUGCAAUUUCAUAUCUUAAAAUAUUGCAGUUUUUUGUUUUCCCAUUCUUAGUGAUUCGGUUUUUGAAUCAUCCAUAUAUCUUCAAAUAUUGCUCCCAAGUUUGUUUUUGUUUUAUAUUUCCAUUUCAACGGCUAAUGAAUAAAGAAUUUAGUUAUUUUCAUAAUGACCUUUUAUUAGCCUGCAUGCAUUAUUUAUAAAAUAUUGAUUGAUAUUGAUAUUAA